GAUGACCUUCAUUGCUAAGACCUUCUACGACCUGAGGGCCACCUCGCUGGAAGGGGACCCUGUGGACUUCAACGUCUUCAGGGGACGCGUUGUCCUCAUAGAGAAUGUGGCCUCGCUCUGAGGCACCACCACCCGGGACUUCAGCGAGCUCAGUCAGCUACAGAGCAAGUACCCUCAUCGGCUGGUGGUCCUGGGCUUCCCAUGUAACCAGUUUGGAUACCAGGAGAACUGUACCAAUGGCGAGAUUCUGCAUUCACUGCAGCACGUGCGACCAGGCGGCGGCUUCAAGCCCAACUUCACCAUGUUCGAGAAGUGCGACGUCAACGGAGCAAACACACACCCAGUCUUUGCCUAUCUGAAAAGCAAACUCCCCUUCCCCGAAGACGACCCCAGCUCCCUCAUGCAGGAUCCCAGAUUCCUGGUUUGGAGUCCGGUCAGCAGGGCGGACGUCUCCUGGAACUUCGAGAAGUUCCUCAUCGGGCCGGAGGGAGAGCCCUUUAAGAGAUACAGCAAGAAUUUCCCAACUAUUGAUGUAGAGCCUGACAUCCAAAGACUGCUAAGAUUAACAAAGACCUAAGAAUAGCCUCUGCCACCUAAUGGCUUUCCAUCCAUUACUGUCAAAACUGGCAUGCUGGCCUCCACACAUUUAAGCCUUAAUAAAUGAGGGUAAUAUUCUAAAUCGUUGAUGGAAUAUCAUCUGAGGUCACAUAAGUGCUUAAAAUUAGUGGAAGUUCUUUUUUAUUUUUCAAAACUGAUUGCAAAUAAUAGAUGUAUUUUAUAGAGUAUGAUCAUUGGGGAAACCUGAGAAUGGAUCCUUUCUGUUUUUGGUCUUACGUUAGUGCUACCAGCAGAUGGCGCUACCCAACCAUCAUGCAAAUAGAAACUCCAGUCACGCUUUUAUGAAUUGGCAUUCAAAGAGCAAACAAAAAUGUUUGCGCUGAAAUAAAAUCUUGAAGCCUACAUCGGUCUCUCCUUGAGGUGUUUUAUUACUUUAUUUAUUGCCUGUCCGAAAUAAUGACAUCUUCUGCUCAGAGACGAAGCUCACAAUAAAGAUU
Fundulus heteroclitus (mummichog) is the source of this 1055-nucleotide messenger RNA. RefSeq names its product glutathione peroxidase 2-like. The transcript has 2 exons. Gene Ontology annotation, biological process: response to oxidative stress. NCBI's taxonomy places the organism in Eukaryota, Metazoa, Chordata, Actinopteri, Cyprinodontiformes, Fundulidae. Gene Ontology annotation, molecular function: glutathione peroxidase activity. The record is from RefSeq and is a predicted model, not a curated record.